This is a messenger RNA of Sorghum bicolor (sorghum), 2235 nucleotides long. RefSeq names its product serine/threonine-protein kinase AGC1-7. Gene Ontology annotation, cellular component: nucleus; cytoplasm; plasma membrane. Lineage: Eukaryota; Viridiplantae; Streptophyta; Magnoliopsida; Poales; Poaceae. The transcript has 3 exons. Gene Ontology annotation, molecular function: protein serine/threonine kinase activity; ATP binding. Gene Ontology annotation, biological process: protein phosphorylation. The record is from RefSeq and is a predicted model, not a curated record. The coding region runs from base 381 to 1997 and encodes 538 amino acids.
AGGUACUCCACUUGUUUGUGUUGUGGUGGCCCACCAGGCGCUGCCGGCCCCUGGGAAACGCCGUCGACCGUCGUCCUCCUCGGUCGCCGUCGGCACCAACGCCACCGCACGCCCGACACCCCUCCCACUCCUUCCACCACCACCCUCCUAAAUUUAGCCAUGCCCACCACCCCUCGUCCACUCGUCUGCUCCAUUCCACGCUCCUCGCCCUCCCACUCGCGCACGGCCUCCCGCCGCCACUACGGCACCGCUCCCCGUCGAUCCCAUUCCCAUGGGGCCGCGCCUUCGUCAUCAUCAUCGAAUUGUCUGCCCUCCCGCCGUUUGAAGCCCAAGGCGCCGCUGGCACCCCCUCCUCGGUAUUGGAUCGCUUACUUAGCUAGAUGAGCUCCAAGUCAUCAUACAACAAACUGUCCGCUGCAAAUGACAAGAUGGAUUCCAAUGCCUGGGGCCACGGGAAUACUCGGUCAAAUGGCGCCCUGGGGCGGAAUCAAUCCGGCGUCUCAGUUGAUCCGUCCGCUGGCUCUGAACCAGCAGUGCAGUCGCAUGUCAUCCCUUCUGAUAAGAGAUCACACCGCAACAAGUCUGAUGAUCCAGCCGACAAAGCGAUCCCAAGUCCAGCGGUGGUGUCUGGAACAGGUGCCAUGCUGGAGGAAGCAGCAGCCAGAGGUGACAAGACCGUUCCUCAGUGCACCUUUGACACCUCUACUAGUAGUGACAGCUUGGAUGGCUCUGGAACUGGUCAUAUCAAGCGGCAUACUGGGAGCGAUCGCAGGUGGGAGGCCAUCCAGUUGGCCAGCAGCAGGGGCUCCCCUCUCAGUCUAGUACACUUUAGGCUUCUGAAGCGCCUUGGCUAUGGAGACAUUGGCAGUGUUUACCUCGUGGAGCUUAGGGGGACAGACACCUUCUUUGCCAUGAAGGUGAUGGACAAGGAGGCGCUCAUCAGUAGGAACAAGAUGAUCCGUGCAGAGACGGAGAGACAGAUACUUGGCCUUCUAGAUCACCCCUUUCUACCCACCCUGUACACUCAUUUUGAGACCGAAAAGUUUUACUGCCUUGUCAUGGAGUACUGCUGCGGUGGCAACCUGCAUUCGCUUCGGCAGAAGCAACCUAACAGGCAUUUCAAUGAGCAAGCAGCCAGAUUUUAUGCCUCUGAGGUGUUGCUUGCGCUUGAGUACCUCCACAUGCUAGGCAUUGUCUACAGAGACCUGAAACCAGAAAAUGUUCUGGUCAGAGAUGGAGGACACAUCAUGCUGUCUGACUUUGACCUAUCUCUGAGGUGUUCAGUCAGCCCGAUGCUAGUCAAAUCCUCAUCAAUCAAUGCUGGUGCCAAUGGCAUUGAGAAAGGCGUAGUCCAUGCUGAUGGUGUCAACCAAGGCUGCAUACAGUCAUCAGCAUUCUUCCCGCGCAUACUCCCCAAGAAGAACCGCAAGACCAAAUCAGACUUCAGCAUCAACGGAUCGCUCCUGGAGUUCAAUGCUGAGCCGACAGAUGCGCGGUCGAUGUCAUUUGUUGGAACACACGAGUACCUUGCACCAGAGAUCAUCAGAGGAGAGGGACAUGGAAGCGCGGUGGAUUGGUGGACCUUUGGCAUCUUCUUAUAUGAGCUGCUCCAUGGCAUGACACCGUUCAAGGGGAAUAGCAACCGUGCCACGCUGUGCAACGUAGUGGACCAGCCACUGCGGUUCCCUGACACCCCACCUGUGAGCAAUGUCGCUCGCGACCUCAUCCGUGGGCUUCUGGUGAAGGACCCUCAGAAGAGAAUUGCAACCAAGAGGGGUGCCACUGAGAUCAAGCAGCACCCAUUCUUUGAAGGGGUGAACUGGGCACUUGUGAGGGGUGCUCACCCACCUUCUGUCCCUGACCCUGUAGACUUCGGGCAGUUUAGAUCUAAGGGGAAGAAGGCGGCAGAGAUUGCAGUUGCGACUGCUCCAAGUAGAUUACCUUAUGGUGCUGCUUCAGCUAAACCAAAGAAAGGCAAUUUUGUUGAGUAUUUUUAGGUCUGUACCCGGUCAAUUUGGGUCCUGCUAGUGCUAGGACUGAACACCAUAGUUACAUAUGUUGGUAAUGUUGAGUGCUCUUGUAGUCUUGUUCCUAUUCACUUUGAAUGUUCCUUGCUAUGCAUGUUUCUUGGAAUCCUGGUACUAUAAUAAUUGAGAUAACCUUGUACAGAAGGAGAAGGUAGACAUUCCUUUGCUAUUGCCUGAUAAUGGAUAAUGGAGGUUUGAAAUUAUAUUA